UGACAGGGCACAGUCAGGAAGAGCUUGCACUCCAGCUUAGCGUUCAGUUCGGCACAGACGCUCUUAGCCUCUCCUCUAGGUUUCUUUUGGGACUUUUGGUGCAGCCAAACAAACAAUAAGCAGCCAUGGAUGCCAUCAAGAAGAAGAUGCAGAUGCUCAAGCUCGACAAGGAGAAUGCCUUGGACAGAGCUGAGCAGGCUGAGGGAGACAAGAAGGCAGCAGAGGACAGGAGCAAACAGUUAGAGGAUGACAUAAGAGAGUUGGAAAAGAAAUUGCGUAUUACCGAAGACGAAAGAGAUAAAGUGGCUGAAGAGUUCCAAACUGCCGAGGAAAAGCUGCUGAGCGCUGAAGAGGUGGCCACGAAGGCUGAGAGCGAUGUCGCUUCCCUUAACAGACGCAUCCAGCUGGUUGAGGAGGAGUUGGAUCGUGCACAGGAGCGUCUGGCUACUGCUCUGACCAAGCUGGAGGAGGCUGAGAAGGCUGCUGAUGAGAGCGAGAGAGGCAUGAAGGUUAUUGAGAACAGGGCCAUGAAGGAUGAGGAGAAGAUGGAGCUGCAGGAGAUCCAGCUGAAGGAGGCCAAGCACAUCGCUGAGGAGGCCGACCGCAAAUACGAGGAGGUUGCCCGUAAGCUGGUCAUCAUUGAGAGUGACCUGGAGCGUACAGAGGAGCGUGCUGAGCUCUCAGAAGGCAAAUGCUCUGAGCUUGAGGAAGAGUUGAAAACUGUGACCAACAACCUGAAGUCACUGGAGGCCCAGGCUGAGAAGUACUCCCAGAAGGAGGACAAAUACGAGGAGGAGAUCAAGGUCCUGACAGACAAGCUGAAGGAGGCUGAGACUCGUGCUGAGUUCGCUGAGAGGUCUGUAGCCAAGCUUGAGAAGACCAUUGAUGAUUUGGAAGAUGAGUUGUAUGCCCAGAAACUGAAGUACAAGGCCAUCAGUGAGGAGCUGGACCACGCCCUCAACGACAUGACCUCCAUGUAAUUUGUCACCUCAUACCUGUGUGCCUGUCCCCCUCCUGCAUCUUCCCUCCUCCCCACGUUCCAGCCAUCACACCCCCCCCUGUUUCCUAUGUUGUUCUCUGCCUACUGUGUUCCUAUGAUCCACCUUCUGUUUCUAUUCAUAAAGACCAUAUGGUUCACUCGCAGCUCAUUUAUAUACUCACUGAGGAUAGUCUUAAAAGGAGACCUACUGUAUGUAGUAGUCCUUGGCCCUAUUCAUAGUGAUUUCCUCUUUCACACUUGUUCAUGUAGUUGGAAGGACUUUGUUUACUGCAGAAUGAUUUUGUCCAUACAGUAUGAACCUAUAGUCUUGUUUUUUAUGAGCAGAAAACAGCAUGGAGAUAGAGGACCUCCUAUUUUUUCAUUUAAAAUUUACUUUUCAUAACCUUUUGUAUUACUUUUUACUGCAAGCAAAAAGUAAUAAGUUAAUUUUUGUGAGUUCUUGUGAUUACAAAAUAAAAAAUACAUAAUAUUUAUUGCAAAAUAUUAAUCUUAAUAUUUUGGCAACCGUUAAACUAAGACUGCAAGGUGUCUGUUGAAAUGCAGUAGAUUGUGUGGAGCAUUUAAAUGAUUUUCAAGAAUUUGAGUGCCAAUUUGUUCUUCAGCGUUUCUUCUUUGUACCUUUUAUCAAGUGUAGCUCAUGCUCACUUGUUUACUACUAACAAGGUCUACUUCUUGUCCGCAGAAGAAAGGCCCAUGUGUGCUUCUUGAAGUCCCUUUGUGCUCAGUCAUAAUCCCAGUUGAAGUUGAACUUUAAAUCUCGUUGAUCUGGAGAGUUGACUUCUUGGAUUUUGUCCCAUGCCCCAUUGGGCAUGCAUAAGUCCAACUUAAGUUUCAGAGAUGAUGUAUGAGCAGCACCACUUAGAUCGAAGCUGUUGGGUCAAGUGCUGCUCCUCAUGACUCCUCAAAGGUCUUCAUGUGAUCAGAGGUUUGGUCCAGAUUUUCUUGUGUGUUUUGAGAUAGUUGCUCUAGAUGUCUCUACUGGACAGUGCAUUACAGUAGAGCAUUGUGGUUUACUGAAGCUUGUCCAGUGUGCCGUGGCUUCAGAUCACUGGUGUGAUGUUGCACCUGCAGCUGUCCACAUACCUCCCAGUAGUCCUCUGGUUCACUGUACCUCUUCUCUUCUACACAGAUAAAUUGUUUACACGUCAUCAAAGAAGCCUCCUGCCGGCUGAGCGGCAUCUGUCUGCACUCUCCAGCCUUUUCUCUGUUUCCCUCCCCCUCUCUGUCCUUGCUUUCCUUUACUCCCUGUGUUUUCCCCUUCAUGUCAACGUUGCAUAUCCCAUCUCUUGUACAGAACCUUUGAAUCUUUCUGCGUUGUGUAAAAAUAAACUUCCUUCCUUCUA
Messenger RNA from Hypomesus transpacificus, 2343 nucleotides. It is a transcript of the gene tpm1, whose product is annotated as tropomyosin 1 (alpha). NCBI's taxonomy places the organism in Eukaryota, Metazoa, Chordata, Actinopteri, Osmeriformes, Osmeridae. Gene Ontology annotation, cellular component: actin filament. The coding region runs from base 126 to 980 and encodes 284 amino acids. The record is from RefSeq and is a predicted model, not a curated record. The transcript has 9 exons. Gene Ontology annotation, molecular function: actin filament binding. Gene Ontology annotation, biological process: actin filament organization; cardiac muscle contraction.